Rhodamnia argentea is the source of this 3011-nucleotide messenger RNA. Its product is annotated as probable receptor-like protein kinase At2g23200. The record is from RefSeq and is a predicted model, not a curated record. Gene Ontology annotation, molecular function: ATP binding; transmembrane receptor protein tyrosine kinase activity. Gene Ontology annotation, biological process: protein autophosphorylation. Bases 172 to 2721 code for a protein of 849 amino acids. The transcript is spliced from 2 exons. Gene Ontology annotation, cellular component: plasma membrane; plasmodesma. Lineage: Eukaryota; Viridiplantae; Streptophyta; Magnoliopsida; Myrtales; Myrtaceae.
AAGCAAAUUCAUCCCCACCCCAAACGAGCCCCUCAUCUCCAGACUCCAGCCGAGAAUCUUCUUCGUCGCCAAUUUCCAACGCGUGAUAGUCAAUCUCAAGUCAAUACAACUGAAACCGCUUGAUCACAAUUCACAUCUUGAAACGCAGUUCCAUCCUCUUCCUCUGUUUCCAUGGCCAAGCUUCCCAUCCAUGGAGUCCGCGCCCCUGGCUCCACUCUCUUCCUCAUCGUUCUUCAGUACCCACUUCUUCUUCUUGCUGUUUCCUCAGCCUACACCACCCAGACCAAGCACUUCAUCAAUUGUGGAUCGAGCAACAGCGUAAACUAUUCCAACAGGGCGUUUGUCGGUGACGCGAGCUCUGGCUCCUCCAUCUCCUUCCCGAAACGGAGCACCUCCGCCCAAUCCAGCAACCAAUCGUCGAGCGUCUCGGCUAUCUACGAGACGGCGAGAAUCUUCAGAAGCCCUUCGUCGCAGCACGUUCUUGACGGAAUCGACAAAGGUACUCACAUCGUGCGACUCCACUUUUUCCCUUUCGCUUCCGCAAGCAAUCUCCCUGAGGCUCUGUUCAAUGUCUCGGUAAAGGGGCUCACCCUUCUCAGCAAUUUCCAAGUGCCCAGUAGCACUAACUCUCCUGUAGUGGAGGAGUUCUUGCUGAGCAUAAACAGUACCAAGUUUGCACUCUAUUUUAGUCCUCAGGGGACAUCAUUUGCAUUUAUAAAUGCCCUUGAAGCGUUCCUUGUGCCCGAUGGAGCCAUACCUGAUUCUGCUCCAAGUGUGGGCACUUCAGGCAUCGUUAGCAGCAACUAUAGUGGAAUUUCCUCCCAGGUCUCGCGCACAGUUUAUCGAAUAAAUGUCGGAGGCGAUGAAGUAACUCCGGGCAACGAUGGUUUGUGGAGAAGUUGGAAUCCUGAUGAUAAGUACAUUCAAGUCCCAAAUGCUGCACAAAACAGGUCUAGCUAUGCGAAUGUUCUUAAUUACCAGGAUGUUGAAGACCAAUACUUAGCAGCAGAUCGCGUCUACUUGAGUGCCAAAGUGAUGAACGUGAGUUUUACCAAUGGGGGAUUAUACCGCAACACCAGCUGGAGCUUCAAGGUGAGCACAAACACCCAGCACUUGGUCCGGGCUCAUUUCUGCGACUUUGUUAGCCCGUCUCUCAACACGGUGCUUUUCAAUCUCUAUGUUUAUGGGAAUUUAACUCAGCUCAUUGACCCGUACGGUACCAAUGGGUUUCGUCACCCUGCAGUUCCUUUUCGUUAUGAUUUUGUGGUUCAACCGGGCAGCUCAGGGCUAGUGAACAUCAGCAUAGGCAUCCUUAAUGCCUCAGGCACAGUAUCUCAGCAAGCCUAUCUCAAUGGCCUGGAGAUAAUGGAGAUGAAAGGGUCGUGGGACUCGGAUUUUGUGCCUUCGGAGGGCGAUAACCGGAAUAAGCACCUCGGCCUCAUAAUUGGGCUAGUUUCCGGAAGCAUCGCGCUUCUCUGCAUAUGUGUUUGUGCAGCGAUCUUCGUACGCAAGUAUAGAAAGCCGAAGACGACUGAACUUUCGGCUUGGUCUCCGUUGCCUGCAUAUGGAGGAGGCAGUUCUCACAGUAAAUUGACCGAGCAAACUACCCAGGGCUCUGCUGUCCCUAAUUUACAUCUAGGACUGAUAAUACCCCUUUCUGAAAUCCAUUUCGCUACCAACAACUUCGAUCAAAAACUUUUGAUUGGCAAGGGUGGAUUUGGCAACGUCUAUAGAGGAACUCUCAGGGACGGCACUAAAGUUGCCGUGAAACGGAGUGCACCGGGGUCAGGACAAGGCUUCUCUGAGUUCCAAACUGAGAUCACCGUCUUGUCCAAAAUCCGCCAUCGCCACCUCGUUUCCUUAAUUGGUUAUUGCGCUGAACGGUCCGAGAUGAUACUAGUUUACGAGUUUAUGGAGAAGGGGAGCUUAAGAGAUCACCUGUACGGUUCCGAUUUCCCAUCCUUACCAUGGAAGCAGAGGCUCGAGAUCUGCAUUGGAGCAGCCAGGGGCUUGAACUACCUCCACAAAGGCGUGGUUGGAGGAAUUAUUCACCGGGACGUCAAGCCCACCAACAUUUUGCUUGACGAGAAUUACGUUGCAAAGGUUGCCGACUUCGGUCUGUCGAAGUCGGGGCCUCUGGAUCAAAGCCAAACCCAUGUGAGUACGGGGGUCAAGGGCACCUUCGGAUACCUCGAUCCAGAGUACUUUAGGACCCAACAGCUGACGGAAAAAUCAGACGUGUACUCGUUUGGAGUGGUUCUUCUCGAGGUGCUAUGCACCAGGCCUGCCAUCGACUCAUCCCUUCCCAGAGAACGGGCGAACUUGGCCGAAUGGGGCAUUACAUGCAUCCAGAACGGAACCAUCGAGCAAAUUGUGGACCCUGUUCUUGCUGGUCAGAUCAAUCCCAACUCGCUGAGGAAAUACGGGGAGGUUGCUGAGAAAUGCUUGCGAGAAGAGGACGAAGAGAGGCCCAGCAUGGGAGACGUGCUCUGGGACUUGGACUACGCCUUGCAGCUUCAGCAAACUGCGGUGAAAAGAGGGAUGUACGACGAUAGCGCAACCGACGGUUCGUCAAUUCUGAAUCUUUCGAACGUGAGGAAGCUCCCAUCAUUCGGCAAAGAUGUGGUCGAGGAAGAUGGGGCGGCCACAGAAGGGGCGGAUGGAUCAGUGAUGUCCAUGAGUGGAGUUUUCUCCCAGAUGAACAUUGAUGAAGCCAGAUGAGUUUCAUAUUGCAGUAAAUUUCUAUAGUGUUUCCGAGUUGUUUUCAAAUAUGCAUCCUACUGUACUGAUCUGAGAAAGAAGUGUAAAUGUACGCACCUGUCUUGUAUUGCAUCUUGUUGCAGUAUUUGGUCCAUUAUAGUUGUUGUUGUUGUAAUGUGUACUCUCAUAUAAGGCUAUUGUACAAGAGAGGGCGGACAAUGGACCGUGAUAAACGGGAACGUGAGAGAGAUUGCACGCCCCUUAGUUGCAGACCUUGAAUAAAGUCCCUGUUUCACAGAUUGCACCAUGGA